AGAACUGGGUGGGGGGAAGUAAAGCAGGCCAAUGGGAAAUAAAGAGAGUGAAUGUCCGUCUUGGAAAAAGACAAUAGCAGGUGAAAUUAAUGUGAGCAAAGAAGCUGGGAAACCAUUUGCCUGGUGACACACAUUUCCAGAGAAAGAUUUUUUGAGGAGCAUUGUAGCUGAUCAUUAUAUGGGUGUAAGCAGCCCACUGAUCUGACUCAUCACACCACCCCAAGUCAGUGGGUGCCACAGGAGCCCAAUAAUGAAGGAUGUCUGCAGAGGUGGAAUCGCACUGGGCAUGAGCAUUGUCAUGAUUCCUGCAUCCAGCACACUCAGCAGAGAGCUGGAAACAGGACUGGAAUGAGUGUAUGUGUAUAUAUAGAGACACUGAGACUGUACCAGAGUAUUUUGUGAAAGCUUUUCAGGCUCAAUGUUUUGCAAACAGCAUUUUACAGCAACUGGAUUACUGCUGUUGGCUACAGAGAUGUUUAUUAAAGAGGCCUAGCAGAGGUUAAUCACCUGUCAGUUGAAGCCUUCAUAUCAAUGGGAUAUGUGCCCUGGCUCUUUGAAAUGCUGUGGCAUACUCUCAGCUGAAGUUUCAGGCCUGGACAUCUUGUCUCUAUGUGUAAUGAGGGCAUAACACACAGAGUGCCACAUGGUCUUUUUUUCCUAGUCCCAGUCACCUGCUCUGGGUAAAUUACCAAAAAAAAAAAAAAGGAAUAUCCUUGUCACACGCAGAAGUGCGUCUCACUCUUGGGGCUACUAACAUACAUUAGUGAAGCAGAGAGCAUUCGGGGGAGGGGUUUUUUUUUCACUCCGCUCUCUGCUGCAAUGCUAAAGCACAUUCCAUAGGAGCUGGAUUUGACAGGGGCUUCGGCUUUGGAAAGAAUUUUUACUGACCUAAUAGGAUCAACUCUUGCAAUUUUGUCACAAGUCACAUGAUGUUUGGUGGUUUUGCUAAAGCUGAGUUCCUGAAGUUAAGUGAUUACAAGAUAAUCCCAGUUUUCACUGAAAGACAAAAGUACAUUUCUAGCCCUCAUGAUUGUGGCUAAAAGCUUGAAAACAUAAUCCAAGUGAAAUUGGAAGACUCAAAAGCCAGAAGGCAAAGAAAAAGAACACAUUAUAUAUUAUUGUUAAGAUGAUCUCACAGUUUUGUGGAGUGUCACUCAUGAUUUUUGAAUGCUCAAGAUUGACAAUAUUUGGGGAUGAGUUGAAAAAUGCCUGUUUUGUUUUUGUUUUUUAAUAUCUCAACACUGUAAACAUGUGUACAGCAUGAUUUAUUUUCAAACCAUCCGUAUAGAUUUUGUAAGAGUUCUCUUUCCAUUCAUCCAACCUGUUCCUUCAUGAGUGCUGCCUCAUGGAGAGAGUAUUCCCACAAUGCUUUCUGCUGUUUGAAAGGUACUUGCGCUCAGCUUUCUUGUUUGCAGCAGUCCAGCAGGAAUACAUGUGAAGCGGUGAGAAGUGACAAGAGGGGAACGAUGAGAAGAUUUUCACAACCAAGCAAUCUGCUGUAGGACAGGAGGAAUCAGACAAGAAUCGCGAACAGAUAUCCUGGGUCCCUGUGAGGAGUUUCAUCUGGUUCCUUUCCAACUGAACCAAACCAAAGGCCACCUGGGGGAAGUGCAGAGAGCUGGAGCCCCCGAGGGACAGACACAGCUUGACAGACUGUAUCUCCCUCGGACACAGGCCUCAGGGCUCUGUGAAUUCAUACUUGGGCAGCAUUCGUCUAAGUUUCCGGGCAAUAAAGGAUUUUUGAAUCUGACUUGGACAUGGCGCGGGGAAGCUUAGACAGACACCAGGACACUGCCUGCUUUCUUCCCCAGUGCUUCGACCCCUUGAUCAAGAGAUGUGUGAGGUGCGCAGACCUGCCUGGACACUCCGAGGAGGACACAAUUCCCUCCACAGCAUGUCACACCAGCGUAGCCCCCACUUCAACCCAAGCACCAGCACCGGGCCCAGGUUUGAUAUUUGGGAUCCCUGCUUUAGUGGGGCUAGUUCUGGUCCUGGCUGCACUCUGUGGAUUGCUGACCUGCAAAGUGAGGAGGAGGCGGCAGAGGAAGAGGAGGAGCCCUGAUGAAAAGCCCAAGGAAAACCUGGACUGUGUCAUUUCCUGUGAAAGCCAGGCCUGUAAGGGACCGAAACUGCCAGAAGAUGAUCUCGUACUGGCCACAUGCCCACAUGUGAAUGGCGCCCUGAAGCAUGCUGGGCCAGCAGGAAGAGGAGAUUUCUCAAAGAGGAAGCCAGUCUUCCAAGGUGGGACAGGAAGUGAUGUCAUUGAGCUCUCUGGUCUCUCUGCCAGAAACGAAGAACGUGACCAUGGCUUUCCACUGCCAGCAACAGAGCUGGGGGCCACUGUCCUGGUGACCACAAAGACCAUUCAGAAUAACUGCCUCACUGAGGAGAGACCAUGACAGCAGGCAAAAUAGGGCUGGCUCUAGCCGGUUGCCCACUGAAAGUGACAAAAAUCCCUUCAU
This is a messenger RNA of Mauremys mutica (yellowpond turtle), 2462 nucleotides long. It is a transcript of the gene TNFRSF13C, whose product is annotated as TNF receptor superfamily member 13C. The coding region runs from base 1758 to 2399 and encodes 213 amino acids. The transcript has 4 exons. Gene Ontology annotation, cellular component: external side of plasma membrane. The record is from RefSeq and is a predicted model, not a curated record. Gene Ontology annotation, biological process: positive regulation of T cell proliferation; tumor necrosis factor-mediated signaling pathway; T cell costimulation. Gene Ontology annotation, molecular function: signaling receptor activity. Lineage: Eukaryota; Metazoa; Chordata; Testudines; Geoemydidae.